UAUCUGUCAUUGCGCCUGAAUCCAUACAGGAAGCGUUAUGUGGUAGCCCCGCCCCCUGUCAGUAGUGUUAUGUGUCACGUGUCCAGUAUUUACAAUCACCCUGUAGUGUGACCCGACAAAUGGCGUGUGUUCUGCGGGAGGUGAUCACAGGGAGACAUGUGGGCUGUCCCCAUUGUCACCAUAGGUGAUCUGGGGAUCCACAGCCAUGUCUGGCUCUAAAGGCAGAGCGAAGAAAAAGGCCGUCACCCCAUCUGACCUUUCACCUGACAACCUUCCUCUGCGAUCCUCUGGACGACAGGUGAGGAGAAAGGCGAAUGAAGCAAUAGAAGAUGAUGAGGAUUUCUUAGAGAAGAAAUACAGGAAAUGUGAAAAGGCGGGGUGUACAGCAACAUGUCCGGUUUGCUUUGCCAGUGCCGCAGAAAGGUGUGCAAAGAAUGGUUACACAUCCAGAUGGUAUCAUCUUUCUUGUGGGGAACAUUUUUGCAAUGAAUGCUUUGAUCACUACUAUAGGAGUCACAAAGAUGGUUAUGAAAUAUAUUCUUCUUGGAAGCGUAUAUGGACAAGUAAUGGGAAAAGUGAACCAAGUCCUAAGGCAUUCAUGGCUGACCAGCAGCUUCCCUACUGGGUACAGUGCACAAAACCUGAAUGUGGAAAAUGGCGUCAGUUAACAAAGGAGAUACAACUAACUAUGCAAAUGGCAAAGACGUACAGAUGUGGUAUGAAGCUAAAUAGUGCUCUUAAGGCUGAAGGAUCAGAUCACUGCUCUUUGCCAGAAGAUUUGAGGGUUUCAGAGGUAUCAACACAGCCAUGGUAUGCAAUGCUUAUUCUUCCUCCGCUCCUGAAAGACAGCCCAGCUGCCCCAUUGCUAGCCGCUUAUUACCCUGACUGUGUAGGCAUGAGCCCAUCAUGCACCAACACAAACCGUCUUCAUGGAGAAAGCAAGCUAGAGCAAAGCAGAGGAGCAGCUUCUAAUUCUGGAAUCAAUCCGAAUUUUCAGCCCUUCUACCAACCUAAUGAAUGUGGCAAAGCGCUCUGUGUCAGACCAGAUGUAAUGGAACUAGAUGAGCUUUAUGAAUUCCCUGAGUUCUCUAGAGACCCUACAAUGUAUUUGGCAAUGAGAAAUCUUAUUUUGGCCUUGUGGCACAUAAAUUGUAAGGAAGUGCUUACAUCAAAUACCUGUGCUCAUCAUAUUAUGGUGAGAGGAUUAGUUCGCAUCCGCUGUGUACAGGAGUUGGAAAGGAUUCUCUAUUUUAUGACAAGGAAAGGACUAGUUAACACUGGAGUUUUGUCUGUUUCACCUGGUCAGUGCCUUCUUCCAAAGGAAUACCACAAUAAAUCUGUGAUUAUUGUUGGAGCAGGUCCAGCGGGUUUAGCUGCUGCACGACAGCUACACAAUUUUGGGCUUCAGGUGAUGAUACUUGAAGCAAGAGACAGAAUUGGUGGUAGAGUUUGGGAUGACAAAUCAUUUAAGGGAGUCACCAUUGGAAAAGGAGCGCAGAUUGUGAAUGGUUGCAUCAACAAUCCCAUUGCGAUAAUGUGUGAGCAAAUUGGGAUUAAAAUGCGUAAACUUCGGGAAAAAUGUGAUUUGAUUCAGGAAGGAGGAAGAAUAACAGAUGAAGCUAUAGAUAAACGCAUGGAUUUUCAUUUUAAUGCCAUACUGGAUGUUGUUGCAGAAUGGAGGAAAGAUAAAAGUCAGCAUCAGGAUGUCCCACUUGGAGAUAAAAUACAAGAAAUCUACAAGACUUUUAUUCAGGAAUCUGGAAUCCAAUUUACAGAUGAGGAGGAAAAGGUUUUACAGUUCCACCUUAGUAACCUAGAAUAUGCCUGUGGAAGUAAUCUACAUAAUGUAUCUGCUCGUUCUUGGGAUCACAACGAGUUCUUUGCUCAGUUUUCUGGAGAUCACACAAUGUUAACUGACGGUUAUUCAGCAAUCACUGACAAAAUGGCAGAAGGACUUGAUAUUCAAUUCAAGUCAGCUGUUAAAACCAUUGACUACAGUGGACAAGAAAUCUGUCUAACUACAGCAAAUGGAAAAAUGUACAAUGCACAAAAGGUUCUGGUUACCGUGCCCCUUGCUUUACUUCAGAAAAAUAUGAUUCACUUUAAUCCUCCUCUACCAGAGAAAAAGAUUAAAGCCAUAAAUUGCCUUGGAGCUGGAAUUAUUGAGAAAAUUGGUUUGCAGUUCCCUUAUAAGUUUUGGGACAGCAAGAUUUAUGGAGCUGAUUUCUUUGGUCACAUUCCUCCAGACCCCAGUAAACGUGGAUUGUUCAGUGUGUUUUACGACAUGGAUCCACAGGGUAAACACGCUUUUCUGAUGUCUGUCAUCACUGGAGAUGCCGUGACUUUUAUUAAAAACAUGGAUGACAAGCAAGUGGUGAAGCAGUGUAUGGUAGUUCUCAAGGAGAUGUUUAAGGAACAGGAUGUACCUUCCCCGGUAAAAUACUUUGUGACUCGCUGGUCUAAAGACCCUUGGGCACAGAUGGCUUACAGUUUUGUGGAGACUGGUGGCAGUGGUGAAGCUUAUGACAUACUAGCUGAAGAUAUUCAAGGAAAAGUAUUUUUUGCAGGCGAGGCCACAAAUCGACAUUUUCCACAGACAGUCACUGGAGCCUAUUUAAGUGGAGUGCGAGAAGCAAGCAAAAUUACAGCCUUUUAAAUCCAAGCGUCAGAUUUGUUUUUUUACAUUGUUUUUCAUGGGGGAAAAUGGUCUUAUUCAACUGUAUUUCAGAGCAGUUUUGUUUAUAGCAUUAUGUGUUUGUUUUAAUUAUACAUGGUUAUAAUGGUUAUGAGUCUCUUUGAAGAUAUGUCCCAGAUGUACAGACAUCAUAUAUAGAAGAGCGUGGCACUUUACCAAUGGUUGGUCAUUCAAAUCUCUUAUUGUAUAAAAUGAUGACAAACAUAAGCAGGAAGAUUACAGACAAAGCAAGAAGCGUGUUAAGGCAAUGGCCGUUUCGUGUUACACUGCACGUUUUUUGGGAGAUUUUGUGGUGUAGCACGAUACGGCCUUUGCCUUAAAGGGGUACUCCCGUGGAAAACCCUUUUUUUUUUUUUUUAAUCAACUGGUCCCAGAAAGUUAAACAAAUUUGUAAAUCACUUCUAUUAAAGAAUAUUAAUCCUUCCAGUACUUUUUUGGGGCUGUGCCGGGUUCAUUUCUUUCAGUGCUGUUUAUGGCCCAGAUGUAUGCAUUCUCAAAUGAAUGUGGUAUGCCACUUGGAACGCAAGGGUACUCAAACUCUAUUUGUUUGAUCAAUAGAACUAUUGGGCAUAUACUUCUGCAGUGCCCAUAUGUUAUGUGGGCAGAGUCUUAUCAAUAUCAUGUCUGUAUAGAAGGCAGUUAAUGCAAGUUCAUAGUUGCUGUAAAAAAAUGUGAAACCCUUUUGAAAAAAAGAUUUAUGUUCAUGGAAAAUGUUUGUUCCCAAAUUGGCUACACCGAAAUUUGGCGUAGCCUAUGUUUUAUUUUGUUAAUUGUAGAGGUUGCACACCUUUCACUUCACCACUCAGCUGGAGAUUAACAUGUCUUUCUAGAAUAGGUCUUAUGAAGUUACACUGCAUACAUAUAUAUAACAUCAUGCAAGUAAAUAUUCUUUUUAAUUAUAGCACCCUAAACAGGUAAGCACAUAUCCUAGAAAGACAAAGUUAUCUUUGGCCUUAUUGGUGUAAGUGGUCAUAUGUAAUAUACCGCUAUGAUAUUUUGUUAUUUAUUUUUGCAGUACAGUAUCUGUAUAAUUUAAGUUGACCGAUUUUCAUAAGCUUUUCAGCUAAUGAAGUGUAUAUUCUCUUGUAAAUACAAUUUUUUGUACCAAUUCCAUCUUUUUGCAUUUGAUACUUUUUUUUUUUUUUUAUAAAUGUGAGGACAAGUGAACUCUUGGCUUCAUGUUUCUGUCAAGCAUAAGAAAUGUUAUGCUAAGUUGGAUAUAUUGCACAAUAAAGGCUACAAUAUGUUACCAUGUAAAGUGAGUCUUCUAUAAAGCACAUGCAUGGCACCCAAUAAAGUGACGUGCAUAAUAACACCCUAGAAGAAGGCUCAGCAGCUAAAACGGUCAUAGGGUUGGGCAUCAUCUCUAAGCCCGUGGGCGAUACUGGCAUUUUUGAUGAUACUUUUU
Messenger RNA from Hyla sarda, 4103 nucleotides. It is a transcript of the gene KDM1B, whose product is annotated as lysine demethylase 1B. The transcript is spliced from 21 exons. The coding region runs from base 206 to 2656 and encodes 816 amino acids. Gene Ontology annotation, molecular function: zinc ion binding; protein binding; oxidoreductase activity. Lineage: Eukaryota; Metazoa; Chordata; Amphibia; Anura; Hylidae. The record is from RefSeq and is a predicted model, not a curated record.